AUGGCGUGGUCCGGCUGGGGCAAUGGAGGUGGAGGGUGGGGCUACGGCUAUGGGCAGAAUGGCCAGAACAACUAUGCUAAUCGUGGCUCUGCCGAAAAGAUGUGUGCGCACCCAUCGUGUGGGUAUGCGGUGCCGGAGGGCGGGUGGGCAGGCGGCUUCUGCUGCAAAAGGUGCUAUGAGGCCUAUGUGGGAGGGCAGAAGCCGAUGCACGGACGACGCUGCGAAAUGAAGGAGGUGUGGGGAAAACCCCGAGCCUCAGCGGAUGCCCCGCCGGACAUGGUCCCCCUCAAUCCGCCCGCCAAGCGACCACCAGCAACACCCACACCAACACCAGCCCUACCAUGCCCGGCACCAUCCACAGCAGUAGCGCCAAAGGCAUCUACAGCAGCAGCGCCAAAGGCACCCACAACAGAAUCACCAAAGGCAACCCCGCCUGCAGUCGCCAAGGCAGAACCUGCACCCGCAAAGCCCGCAGCAGUAGCGCCUGCCAAGCCCCGCCCUCCACCACCGCCGUCCGAGACCUCGGCGCAAGCGAAGCCAGCUGCUCCUGCCAAGCCAAGCGCCCCACCAGUGUCGUGGGAGUCGCCUGUGCCCAAGCCAACUCCUCCUGCCAAGCCCAGCAUCCCACCAGCGCCGUCCAAGUCCGAGACCCCGGCGCAAACGAAGCCAGCGGCUCCUGCCAAGCCCAGCGCCCCACAAGAGCCGUGGGAGUCGCCUGUGCCCAAGCCAACUCCUCCUGCCAAGCCCAGCGUCCCACCAGCACCGUCCAAUUCCGAGACCUCGGCGCAAGCGAAGCCAGCUGCUCCUGCAAAGCCCAGCGCCCCACCACCGCCUUCUCCACAGCUGCAGUCUGAUGCAACCAAAGUGAUGUCGCCCCAGCCGCCCGGCAAUGCUGACUCCGGUAUUCCUGCAUCCGCGCAUCCAGCUGAAGGAUGGAGAUCCGCAUCCACGCACCCAGCCGAAGGAGCAGGACAAUGGCUGGGACAAGGCGAGCAGCGCUGCGCAGGCGAAGCGGAGCAAGAAGCGAAGCAGGGCGGGAGUUCCGGUGGGAAAUCCACUCUGCUGCCCUUCAAAGCAGCGCCGACGCAGUCCAGGCCAUACCUGCCGGCCCAGCCUUGUGAGCCGCCGUACAAAGCGGUGCCAACAAACCCAACCUUGCUGCAAAGCAGCAAAGACCAGCGACACGUGCUGCAAGCGGGCGAGAAGAAGGUGAGGCUUCCAGAGGAAAACUGGGCCAGCGAGCUUCUCAAGCCGCUGGUGCAAUUCCUUGGCCUGGCAGAGGAGCUGAGAGGCCAGAACAGCCUCCACUGCUGCCAGAGGCUUGCUGAGCGCUUCAACAAGGAGGUGAUGCAGCUGGCGGAGCAGCUUUCUAGCGGCGAUCGCGAGCUGGCCCGCCUCUUCCAGACAGUCGUAUCGCAGCACAUGGGCAACGCCCAGGCACACGAGGUGCGUUCUACCCCAUCGCCGAUCCUCAUGAAAUACCUUUGCUUCUGCUUGCCCUAUGACAGCUGCGCUGCCGUCCUCACGAGGGAGGAUAUGAUGCUCAAGCGCGUCAUGAUCUCCCCGGAGCCGGUGCUGGCAGGGGCCAUGCUCUAUGUGGCGAAGGUGCGCACGGCGAAUUGGUCUGCCGCGCACAGCCAGCGCUGCAGCACCCAGGCUAAUGCAUUGCAAUGA
Molecule: messenger RNA, 1674 nt
Organism: Symbiodinium sp. CCMP2592
Lineage: Eukaryota; Dinophyceae; Suessiales; Symbiodiniaceae
Source: the annotation of a GenBank genome assembly